AUGAGCGCUCAUCUCGAUACAAACAAGAAUGUCAAUUGGAUGGACUCGCGUGGUUUCUGGACGUUUUAUAUCUUGCUUCUAGCUUCGCUGUACAUGGCGAUACCUACGGUCUUUCCCUAUGGUGAUGCUCUUACGACAGUCAAUGUUAUUCAUGGUGUGGUCUCCUUUGGUAUUAUGCACUGGAUCAAAGGCUCACCUGAUGAUAAUUCGAUGGGGGACUACCGUGAACUCACGUUCUAUGAACAAAUUGAUCAGGGCCACCCAUGGACCAGCACAAAGAAGUUUCUCAUGAUGAUCCCCACGUUUCUGUUUUUGGCCGCCUCGGUUGCCACGGAUUACAACACGCGUUACCUGCUCAUAAAUUUCCCCAUCUGGGUGACACUUAUCCUGGCCAAGCUACCUGAACUUGACCGCGUCCGAAUCUUUGGGAUUAAUUCCACCGUUGGUAUUGACGAUCACAAGAAGAACUAA
Peronospora belbahrii is the source of this 471-nucleotide messenger RNA. The record is from the annotation of a GenBank genome assembly. Lineage: Eukaryota; Oomycota; Peronosporomycetes; Peronosporales; Peronosporaceae.